AGCAUCUAGCAAACUUUAUUGCAGAUUCUUUUUAAGUUCUUAAACCUUUACCAUUAUUGCCAUUUGGCACUAGAUUAUGGCCUCAUCUUCUAUCCCAUUACUAACAUCUGUGUUCACAACAAUCAUACUUACCUGCCUAAAUCCAUCAAUUACAGCAAGAGCAUCAUCAGCUGGAACAUGCUACAAAUCCAUCAUCAGUUUUGGUGAUUCCCUUGCUGACACUGGCAACUUACUCCGCCUGGACCGCCUCUCCUCCUCCUCCUCCAAUACUCCUCCACACUUUUUCCUACCACCUUAUGGUGAAACCUUCUUUCACCACCCUACUGGUCGUUGCUCCGAUGGUCGUCUUGUCAUCGACUUCAUUGCUGAGAGUCUCGGGUUUCCACUGAUACGGCCAUAUUUUGCCGGAAAAGACAUAAGGGGAAGGUCAGAUUUUAUUAAAUGCUCGAAUUUUGCAGUAAUAGGAGCUACAGCGAUAGACGAUUCAGUUUUCAGGGAAAGAGGAAUUCAUAAUCCUUUCACGAAUGUGUCUUUGGGAACUCAAUUGGGGUGGUUCAAAGAGAUGUUGGCUUCUUUUUGCAAAGAGUCAUCUGAUUGCAAGGAAUUACUUGAGAGCUCACUUGUUGUAAUGGGAGAGAUUGGUGGGAAUGAUUAUAAUCAUGCACUUUUUCAAGGACUAAAGAUUAAAGAGGUUGAAUCAUUUGUUCCUCUAGUUGUGCAGACUAUCAGUUCAGCCAUCCAAGAGUUGAUUGAGCUUGGAGCUGACACUUUGGUGGUUCCAGGGAACCUACCAAUCGGAUGUUCGUCAUCUUACCUAACUUAUUUUCAGAGUUCCAACAAGCAUGAUUACGACAUGGAAACCGGUUGCAUUAAGUGGUUAAACGAGUUUGCAAAGUACCACAAUAAACUUCUGCUGACAGAAAUUAAUCGCAUUAGAGAACUCAAUCCUCAUGCCCUGAUUGUCUAUGCUGAUUACUACAACGCUGCAAUGACCUUAUACCGCUCCCCACAAAAAUACGGAUUCAAAGCUGGGGCUCUGAAGGCUUGCUGUGGAGCUGGAGGCCCAUACAACUAUAAUGCCUCUGCGCCAUGUGGCUACGCACCAGCAACCAGUUGUGAUGACCCGUCUUUAUAUGUUGCUUGGGAUGGUUUGCACUUAACAGAAGCUGCUUACAGAUUCAUAGCCCGAGGGUUACUUCAAGGACCAUAUUCUGCCCUUCGUAUUAAUAGAUUCUGUCCUCCUGCAUCCACGAGCUUCAGGUCUUCGGCUUGAGUUCUAAAGGAAAAAAUUAUUAGGGAUGGCUCUAAAUUACUUGCAACUUCUAUUCUUAAAUUUUCUGUAUUUGCGAUAUAUGUUUAAUAAAUAGAUAGUGAACCAUUGGGGGGGUCGGUUCAAUGGCGGGUAAGGGAAGGGUUUUUAAGGUUCUCUGCAUUGUCAGAUUCAGAUUCAAAUCUUAAAUCUGACAUUUGCGAGUAGAAAGAGUGUGGGGGAGGGAUGGGAUAGUAAAAAAAAAAAAAGGGGAUAGUGAUCCAUGUAUAAACUUUACAACCAACUUUUCAACAUUAUGUUUAUAGCUAUCUAAAGUAUAAAAGAUAGUAAGUUGAGCACAUGCUCAUUUGCUCAAAAU
This is a messenger RNA of Coffea eugenioides, 1628 nucleotides long. RefSeq names its product GDSL esterase/lipase At1g28580-like. The transcript has 5 exons. The record is from RefSeq and is a predicted model, not a curated record. Lineage: Eukaryota; Viridiplantae; Streptophyta; Magnoliopsida; Gentianales; Rubiaceae. The coding region runs from base 77 to 1273 and encodes 398 amino acids. Gene Ontology annotation, molecular function: hydrolase activity, acting on ester bonds.